Mytilinidion resinicola is the source of this 342-nucleotide messenger RNA. RefSeq lists its product as uncharacterized. Lineage: Eukaryota; Fungi; Ascomycota; Dothideomycetes; Mytilinidiales; Mytilinidiaceae. The annotation marks the transcript as partial. The record is from RefSeq and is a predicted model, not a curated record. Gene Ontology annotation, molecular function: protein binding. The transcript has a single exon.
CUCGCCCUCAAAGACCAGACAAUCGUCACCCUCAAAGUCGGCCCAGACGCGCAGAGCCUCUCCAUCCACCGAGAGAUGAUCUGCCAAAGCUCCAAAUACUUCACAAAAGCCUUCAAGGGCGGCUUCAAAGAGGCCGAGGAGAAAUGCAUCACCUUGAAGGACGUGGAGGUCCUCACAGCGCAGCGCUUCAUGCACUGGCUAUACACAAACACACUAGAAGACGAAGACGGCGGAGAAACGGGCGAACUGUCUUCUCUAUCUGCCUUGGACCUCGCCCGCCUCUACGUCCUCGGCGACCGCUACGACGUCCCCGAGCUCCGCAAUCAGAUCAUGCGCGAACUC